Messenger RNA from Aspergillus viridinutans, 2898 nucleotides. Its product is annotated as M28 family metallopeptidase. The record is from RefSeq and is a predicted model, not a curated record. The transcript has a single exon. Gene Ontology annotation, molecular function: metalloexopeptidase activity. NCBI's taxonomy places the organism in Eukaryota, Fungi, Ascomycota, Eurotiomycetes, Eurotiales, Aspergillaceae. The coding region runs from base 1 to 2898 and encodes 965 amino acids. Gene Ontology annotation, biological process: proteolysis.
AUGGCCCGUCCUUCGCUUUCACGAUCCAAUCCCCUCGGAUUCACACCAUGGCCCGUCACCGUUAUCACGGCGGUCGUGUACCUUGCGCUAGUGGUGCCUUUACUUGUCGUCCAUCAUGUCGUGCCUUCGGCUCCUGGCUCGAACCCGAAUGGACUGAAUCUCACCGAAGCCUGGGCUGAUCUGCAGGUGCUCACGAACGGGUUCCACCCGUACAACUCCCACCGCAACGAUGAGGUGCACGAGUGGCUUCUGAAACGAAUCCAUGAGCUUAUCGACAGCGCACCACCCGCGAGCGAGUAUGAAUCGGUCGACGAGGAGAAGCCAGACGUCUUUGUCUUUGACGAUACGCAGUCGAACCUCACUUUCUCCGGCCGCGGGUCGGGCCUCGGGGUGUAUUUCGAAAGCACCAAUAUCAUGGUGUAUAUCCGGGGUUGGGAAGAGGACCGGGAGCGCUGGUGGGAAGACCCGCACGGCCGGCCGGCGGGCAAGGGCGGCGUUCUGGUGAACGCACACUACGACAGCGUGUCGACGGGAUACGGGGCCACCGAUGACGGGGUAGGCGUUGUCUCGUGCCUCCAGCUGAUCAAGUACUUCACCACGCCUGGGCAUGUCCCGCGCCGCGGGCUGGUGGUGCUCUUCAACAACGGAGAGGAGGAUUUCCUGAACGGCGCGCGCGUGUACAGCCAGCACCCCAUCUCGCAGCUGCCGCAUACGUUUCUGAACCUGGAGGGUGCGGGUGCGGGCGGGCGGGCGACGCUGUUCCGGAGCUCGGACGCGGAGGUCACGAAGCCGUACAUGCGGGCCCUGCAUCCGUUUGGAUCAGUGUUGAGCGCGAACGGGUUCGAGGCGGGCCUCAUCAGCAGCCAGACGGACUAUGUGGUCUUUGAAGGGGACCUAGGCCUGCGCGGCCUAGACGUCGCGUUCAUGGAGCCCCGCGCUCGGUACCAUACGGACCAGGACGAUGCGCGGCAUACGAGCUUGAAUUCCGUGUGGCAUAUGCUGUCGGCCGCGGUGGCCACGACGGAGGGGCUAGUCUCGGACGCCAGCGGCCGGUUUGAAGGGCUGCCGCGCGAGGAUGGUCGGAUUGCCAGUGGAUCUGGGCCGAGAGGUGUGUGGUUCGAUCUGUUCGGGAGCACCUUUGUCGUCUUCGAGCUGCACACGCUGUUUGCGCUGUCGGUGACGCUGCUGAUCGUGGCGCCGCUCGUUCUGCUGGUGACGAGCAUCGCGCUGACUCGCGCGGACAAGAUGUACCUGUUCCGGUCGUCGGCGUCCCCGGAGGACAGCGACGGCAGCGAGAAGGUGCCCUUGCAGGGGGUUCGGGGCUUCUUCCGAUUUCCCUUUCUGCUGGUGAUCCCCACGGGGUUGACGGUGGGUCUGGCGUAUCUGGUGACCAAGUUCAACCCGUACAUCAUCCACAGCAGCGAGUAUGCCGUCUGGAGCAUGAUGGUAUCCGCCUGGGUGUUCCUGGCGUGGUUCGUCUCGCGCGUAGCGGACUUUGCGCGGCCGUCGGCGUUUCAUCGCGUGUACACGCUGACCUGGCUGUUUCUCGUGGAGUGGGUGUUGCUGGUCAUUGCCACGGUCUACGAGAACAAGUACGGUCUGGCCGGGGGCUAUUUUGUGUUUUUUGCAUUUGCGGGCACGUUCCUUGCGACGUGGAUUUCGUAUCUGGAGCUGUUUGCUCUACCACGCAAGUCCGAGUACGCGACUCAGCUUGCACUGCCCUCUCGGCGGGCCAGUAGCCACGGCAGCCGGCUGGGCACGGCCUCUGGCGAGGAUGUUGAAGAAGGCGAGGACGAGGAUGACGACGGCAUCGCGGCGGAGGCCACAGAGACGACCUCAUUGCUGCGCGGACAACGCACCACCUUUGCCAACUACGUCCGGGUGACGGGCGACUAUCUACGCGACGACGACGACGAGCCGCGCCAGCCCAACCUGUACGGCCACGAGCAGGCCUGGAGCGUCCACCUGCCCAAAUGGAUUUGGGUGCUGCAGUUUCUGUUGACCGCGCCGCUUGUUCUGAUUUUCGUGGGACCUCUCGCGCUGCUGCUUACGUCCGCCCUGCGCCAGACCGGCCAGGAUGGCAGCUCCUCGCUCUUGAUCUACAUUGCCAUCGCCGCGCUCACGACCCUGCUCUUCAUGCCGCUUCUCCCGUUUAUCCACCGAUACACGCACCACAUCCCGCUUUUCCUGCUGUUGGUGUUCGCCGGCACCCUGAUCUACAAUCUCGUUGCCUUCCCCUUCUCCCCCGCGAACCGGCUCAAGCUUUUCUUCAUCCAGGAGGUGGACCUCGACACGGGCGUCAACCACGCCUCCCUAAGCGGCGCAUACCCCUUGGUCCACGACGUCGCCAGCUCCCUCCCCAGCGCCGCCGGCCAAAACAUCACAUGCGAUCUGGAUCUGCUCCGACCCAAGUGUUCCUGGCAUGGGAUUCCGCCGCAGGUAGUCCAGUUUCAGUCUGAAGCAUCAAAGAUGAAAGACUGGCUCUCGUACAACAUCACCCAAUCCGACCACGAGCCAAAAGCCCAGUUCAACAUUUCCGGCCGCAACACCCGCGCCUGCAAACUCGUUUUCGACAGACCCGUUGUGGAAUUCACGGUCGCGGACUCGGCGUAUGAUCCGCGCUUCCCGCAUGUUUCUCCGGACGGCACGAAGGAGAUCCGGCUCUGGAGUCGCGAGUGGGGACAUACCUGGACUGUGGAUGUGGAGUGGUCUGAGACCGACGGAACCGAUGAAAAAGGGCUCGGGCUGAGUGGGAGGGUAAUCUGUCUCUGGAGCGAUGGGAAUACGGCGGGAGUGAUUCCGGCGCUGGACGAGGUGAGACGGUAUGUUCCUGUCUGGGUGGGGGUGAGUAAAUUGUCCGACGGGCUUGUGGAGGGGAGUCGACGUUUCCAGAUAUGA